This is a messenger RNA of Cajanus cajan (pigeon pea), 2496 nucleotides long. RefSeq names its product glucomannan 4-beta-mannosyltransferase 9. The record is from RefSeq and is a predicted model, not a curated record. Gene Ontology annotation, molecular function: mannan synthase activity. NCBI's taxonomy places the organism in Eukaryota, Viridiplantae, Streptophyta, Magnoliopsida, Fabales, Fabaceae. Gene Ontology annotation, cellular component: Golgi apparatus.
GGGUGCAAAACCCAUUAUAAAAGGCCAACAACAGAGAGAGAGAGAAAGACAGAGAGAGAAGACAGAGCAUCCUCAUAGAGGCCAUUGCUCUUACAAAAAACAACCACAUUCUCUCUCUCUCUCACUCACUCUUGUUCUUCAUUCCUUUUUUUUUUUACCUCAUUUUUUUCAACCCUUUAUUUGCUUUGGUUCCAACCAGAGCUAGUCUUGGCUUCCACAUAAUAACUGACAUCAUAAGUAUUUUGCUCACGGAAAUUAAGGAGCCAUGCAAUUAGCAAACUAGCACCACUCUUCCCUCAUCCAUUUUCUGUUCCCUCAUUUCCUCAAAACAAAGAAGCAGUGUUCCAAGAUCUAGAAGGUGCAAGGUGUGUUCCUCUAGCUUCCUUUUUGCGUGACCCCGAAGCAAAACACAUACUCCAGUAUAUCAAAAUCAAACUACCCAAAAGAGAAAAGUCUGCUUCAUUGCCAAAAUGGAAGCGUUUCAAGGGGCGAGGGAUGACAUUUCCUUCCAAAUUGGCCUGAUUUGGAGCCAAGUGAAGGAGCCAGUGAUCGUGCCACUGCUGAGAGUGUCAGUGUUUCUGUGCUUGGCCAUGUCUUUGAUGAUGCUGGUGGAGAGGGUGUACAUGGGCUUCGUCAUUUGCUUGGUCAAGCUCUUUGGUCGAAAACCCGAGAAGCGUUACAAGUGGGAGCCUAUGAAGGACGACGUUGAGUUGGGAAAUUCCAUUUAUCCAAUGGUUUUGGUCCAAGUCCCAAUGUACAACGAAAGAGAGGUUUAUCAACUAUCGAUUGGUGCCGCAUGUGGUCUUUCUUGGCCUUCAGACAGAAUCAUCAUCCAAAUUCUCGAUGAUUCUACUGACCCAACAAUCAAGGAAUUGGUGCAAAUGGAAUGUAGCAGAUGGGCGAGCAAAGGGGUGAACAUAAAGUACGAGGUGAGGGACAACAGAAACGGUUACAAAGCUGGGGCUCUUAAAGAAGGCAUGAAACGCAGCUAUGUGAAACAAUGUGAUUAUGUUGCAAUCUUUGAUGCUGAUUUUCAACCAGAGACUGAUUUCCUAUGGCGAACUGUCCCAUUCCUUGUCAACAACCCUGAACUUGGUCUCGUUCAGGCACGCUGGAAGUUUGUGAAUGCAAAUGAAUGUUUGAUGACCAGGAUGCAAGAGAUGUCACUGGAUUACCAUUUUACUGUGGAACAAGAAGUGGGGUCUUCCACUUACGCCUUCUUUGGCUUCAACGGGACUGCGGGUGUAUGGAGAAUUUCGGCUCUGAAUGAGGCUGGGGGGUGGAAGGAUAGGACCACAGUAGAAGAUAUGGACCUGGCUGUCCGAGCCAGUCUCAAAGGAUGGAAAUUCUUAUACCUAGCCAAUUUGAAGGUUAAAAAUGAAUUACCAAGUACUCUAAAGGCCUACCGGUACCAACAGCACAGGUGGUCUUGUGGACCAGCCAAUCUUUUCAAGAAAAUGUUCACGGAGAUUAUGAGAAACAAGAAAGUGUCCUUGUGGAAGAAGAUAUAUGUGAUUUACAGCUUCUUCUUUGUCCGGAAGGUCGUGGCCCACAUCAACACUUUUGUGUUCUAUUGCAUUGUGUUACCUGCAACAGUUGUGGUGCCUGAGGUUGCGGUUCCCAAGUGGGGUGCUGUGUAUAUCCCUUCCAUUAUCACCCUCCUAAAUGCUGUUGGAACUCCAAGGUCACUCCACUUACUGGUCUUCUGGAUUCUUUUUGAGAAUACCAUGUCUCUGCAUAGAACAAAGGCGACAAUUAUUGGUCUACUAGAGGCUAGUAGAGUGAAUGAAUGGAUUGUCACUGAAAAGCUUGGAGAUGCUCUAAAGGGUAAAGGUGGGGGUAAAGCACCCAAGAAGUUUCGAUUCAAGAUUGGAGAAAGGAUUCACAUGUUGGAACUUCUAGUUGGAUUCUACCUCUUCUUCUGUGGCUGCUAUGAUAUCAUGUUCGGCAAAAACCGCUUCUACAUAUUCCUAUAUAUCCAAUCAAUUGCUUUCUUCAUCAUGGCAUUUGGAUAUGUUGGCACUUUCGUUCCCAACUCCUAGAAGGACUUGACACACUUGAUUCAGAUAUCUACAUAUUGUAAUAGUGUUCGCAGUAUAAUCUGUGGCAUUAGAAAUUAAAGCUUGUGUUAGCAUAAAUGAAUGCGUGGUCAUUCUUCAAGGUUCCCAUAAUCAGAGUCCGUGACCCGAAACAGUUUUUUGUGAAUAUUCAACAAAGAUGCAUAAGGAAAUUACGUAAGUUAUUCUCUUGGAAUUGGAAAUGAAGCAUACAGAAAAUCGAUACAGAAGUCUACAGGCAUCAAUCAUCCCUGGGCAAACAUAUUUGAUUGGACAGAUGGUUAUUAAGAUUUUGUAGUUCUUUUUUCUUUUCUUUUUUUAUUUUUAUUUUUUAUUUUAUAAGACUUUUCCUUCUUUUGCCUUUCUUUACUUGAAUUUGUUUGAAGAAAUAAUAAACAGCUUCCAAUAAAUGGGGUAGAUUACAGAGUUUCAAGUUGAA